Messenger RNA from Mercenaria mercenaria, 636 nucleotides. RefSeq lists its product as uncharacterized. Gene Ontology annotation, molecular function: nucleic acid binding. The transcript has 2 exons. The record is from RefSeq and is a predicted model, not a curated record. Bases 1 to 636 code for a protein of 211 amino acids. NCBI's taxonomy places the organism in Eukaryota, Metazoa, Mollusca, Bivalvia, Venerida, Veneridae.
AUGAAUCUUAGCAAAAGUGACAGUUUGCCAGUAGAUCGUGCCCUCGGUGUUCAGUGGAAUGACUUUGGAACUUUAAAGAACGCCCAGCUACAUGUAUUCUGCGACGGUUCUCAACUUGGCUACGGCGCAUGCGUGUACUUGAGAUUAAAAGAUGAAAAGAACCUGAUUUCAUGCUCUCUGGUUGCAGGAAAAUCACGACUAGCACCAAUAAAACAGACAUCUAUUCCAAGACUUGAACUUUCAGGAGCAGUUGUCGCUUCCCGGCUUUAUACGCUAGUAGCAGACGAACUAGAAAUAAACAUUGACAGUGUGACAUUCUGGACAGAUUCUAUGAUUGUCCUUGGAUAUAUUAAAAACAAAACCCGGAGAUUCAAAACCUUUGUUGGAAAUAGGGUAAGUGAAAUUCAUGAUGUGACGUCACGAGACCAAUGGAGAAACGUAGAUACGGCUUCCAAUCCAGCAGACGUCGCUUCUAGAGGAAUGCGUGCCAGUGAUUUUAAGACAAUGAAAUUUUGGAUGCAUGGACCUGAAUUCCUUCAAAAAGAUGAAAGCCAUUGGCCAAGCCACCUAACUAAACCUGAAUUAGACGACGACGACACUGAGCUGAAAAAAAGAGGUUGUCGUCAACACAACUAG